Messenger RNA from Myxozyma melibiosi, 468 nucleotides. RefSeq lists its product as uncharacterized. Lineage: Eukaryota; Fungi; Ascomycota; Lipomycetes; Lipomycetales; Lipomycetaceae. The coding region runs from base 177 to 434 and encodes 85 amino acids. The transcript has a single exon. The record is from RefSeq and is a predicted model, not a curated record.
GGAGCGGUGUACAGUUUUUUUUUUCUCAUUCAUCUUGCCUUUUUAAUUCUUGUUUAUGUUUCUCCCUUGUUUGAUCGAUUCGCUCUUUUACGAAAGAAAAGACGGUAGUGAUGAUAAAUCACAGGCUGAGUUCUGGUGUCUUUUGAUUGAUCGUUCAUCGUCUUUGUCUUGCGCAGAUGACGCUUAAACCUCAUCCACUCUUUCUGCGAUUUGUAUGCUUGAGAAGACUCCUUAGUUAUCAAGUAUUCAUUCACGUUCACUCACUCAUUCACUCCUUUUUUACCUCUUGUUGGCUCGAGAGUGCGAUUUGUUUUUUACUUCAACUCGUUUCGAUUUGCGUUUAUGAAAUCUGUGAGGUGGCGGUCUCAGGUUUUUUCUUUAUUCUUCGUUUGAUUGUUGUUUAUCUUUUCUUUUUUUUUGUGAAUCAUAUUUAAAGUCCGCUAUAAUAUUAUAUAUCUACCAACUACA